This is a messenger RNA of Venturia canescens, 1659 nucleotides long. RefSeq names its product homeobox protein Nkx-2.3-like. Gene Ontology annotation, biological process: cell differentiation; regulation of transcription by RNA polymerase II. The record is from RefSeq and is a predicted model, not a curated record. Lineage: Eukaryota; Metazoa; Arthropoda; Insecta; Hymenoptera; Ichneumonidae. The transcript has 3 exons. Gene Ontology annotation, cellular component: nucleus. The coding region runs from base 491 to 1654 and encodes 387 amino acids. Gene Ontology annotation, molecular function: DNA-binding transcription factor activity, RNA polymerase II-specific; RNA polymerase II cis-regulatory region sequence-specific DNA binding.
UCCUCCAAAGAUCCUCAAAUUAGCCAUCGCUGUGACAUCGAGACUUACCGAGAAAGUCUCUCCCUAUGUUGUGUCCGUGCUGUCAACUCUUGACAUCUCGCGAAUAUUUUAUUAUUUCGUAAUUUUCAACGAUCAGUGAUUUCCCAAUUGAAUUAAUCGACCUUUUUCGUGAACAUUCGUUACAAGGAGGAUUGAGAAAAAUAGAAUUUUUAGUGCUACGAUAAAACACCAUUUGAAAAGUUCUUCCAAAUAUUUGAGAAAGAAUUGACAGAAAAAUUAUUCGCGUUUUUAAUAGUUGUGAGUGUUUGUUCCUCUUUCGUGAAUCUUCGGUGAAGUUUCCAGCUCCCAAAUUGUUGUUCGAGCAACAACGUUCAUUGAAAAAAGAGUGUUUGCAAAGGGAGUUCGUACAAAGAACAGUUUCCUUUUACUGAGUACAACUCGAGUGGUAAAUACAUCGAAGAACAAAGAGAUCGUCGCAGGAUGCUUUAGGAUGUUGGCCACUGCAGUUUCGUCCGCAACCCCGUUCAGUGUUCGCGAUAUUUUAAACGAGAAUCAACAGUUCGUCGUUAUGGAUUGUUACGGUUCGCAUCAACAAAGUCCACAAGGCUGGCACGUGCCCCAGGAUUACUACGGAUACAAUGUCAUUCCCGACAACAAUUGGGACGUCGAAAAAUACAAGGAACAAACGAUGACAGGCUACCAUAAUUAUGGCGACCUGGGCCACGUUCACCAACUGAGCCAAAUCGUGCCACCUUAUCAAGAAAAUCCCAUCGUCGAAGAAGGAAAUGUUGUGACGUCCAGCAAAACGGAACUCAGAAAAAGUCAGUCUGGAAAGAGAACGAAACGAAAGCCUCGAGUCCUAUUUUCGCAGUCUCAAGUGUACGAACUGGAGCAGCGUUUCAAGCAGCAGCGUUACCUGAGUGCACCGGAGCGUGAGAUGCUCGCCCAAUCGUUGAAGCUCACGAGUACCCAGGUGAAGAUUUGGUUCCAAAAUCGGCGUUACAAAAACAAGCGCGCCCGUAUCGAGGACGCGGAGAAGCUCCAAGCUCAGAAUUCGAAGCAUCCGUCACUGAAGAAAAUCCCAGUGCCGGUUUUAAUCAAAGACGGUAAGCCGAACGUCCAAGAGAGUUGCAACACUCCUUACUGGUCGAACUUCCGUCCGGAACUGAACGUCCCGAUGCAAGCAGAUUUCCGCGUCAACGAGAUUCGUCCGAGCCCGGAAUAUCGACCGAAUCCGGCAGAAAUCCGAGUUGAACCUAGCCCCGAGUACAGGAACGAAAUGAACCCCGAUUCCUGCUCACGCUCGAUGUUGAACGUCGAAAAUCGCCAAAUUUUGUCGCCCCACGAUUAUCGCUCCAAUUUUCCAGCCGGAAUCCGUUCGACCGUUCAGAAUAUCGAUUCGAGAUCGAUCAAAGCAGAAUUCAGGCCCGACUUUCCGGGCGAAAUGCCGGGCUUUCCUGACGACGUCAAAAACGUUGUGACGAGUCCUGAAGACCAGAAAGCAAUUUCGAACGACAAUCGAACCGUCAUGGACAUUUCCAACGGUGAAUUCAACUUCGGUAAUUACAUGAACGCGACGAACUAUCAAAUGCCUUAUGUGAAUUACGUCGAGCCGAUUACAACGAUGGAUCAGAGUCUCCAGAGACUUUGGUAAUUUUA